AGCCCGUCUCUUUACUCUUAACUCUUCUUGUACCACUGUCCUCUUCCUCCAUCACCGAUACCUUUACCGCCGCCACGCCCUCCUCUAUCAUCCUCUCCUUCUCUCACUCUUCCAGUAGAACAUGCCACCGGAAACAUGCACAUCCUGCAAGGUCAAAGAUUCCAUCAUCUCGACGCUUUCGUGUGCCAUCUGAUCCAAAAGACUCAGAGACUUAGCUAGGAGUUUCGGGUCUGUGUUGUGCUAUGGCGAACAACGGGGAUACAGUGAUCAUGGCGGGGGCAAAGCUUUUGGAGAACAUGGUGGUGGUGGAUAGGAGAACGUGGUCGAUCCUGGAUUUCAUAGAGGAUGCAGAGACACGACACUUAGAUAAUCCAGCUGUGAAGAAGUGGUUUCAAGGAAUCAAAGAUCUAUGCUACGACAUGUUGGAUGUAUCCGAAGAACUACAAAUUCAGCGAGCAAAGAAAGUUCGGUUUCUAGGCCUCCGUCUUACACGCCGCAAGAUGAAAAACAUCAUUCAUGAAUUUGAUGCUUUAAUUCAACAAUUUGGCCAGUUGAGGCUUCGUCGAAGCUCAGAGUUACUCGUACCGACCACGAGUCUAGUACGUACUAUUCCAUCCCCAACUUUUGAUAACGAAACUACUAGAACUUUAAUUUCUAAAUUAAUCAACGUGGAAGAUGAUGAAGGAGAUGGUAUUCAAUGCAUAUCCAUUGUUGGAGUGGGAGGAAUAGGAAAAACUACGUUGGCUAAAUUUGUGUUCAACAAAGUGAGAACUCAUUAUCGUGUCGCGGUAUGGAUAUCUGUCAAUCAACAAUUCAAUGUGAAACGAAUUGCUGCGGAUAUUAUAUGUUUUUUUGGUAAUGAAGUGCUCAUCGAUGAAAUGGAAGUAUUAGAACUUGAAAUUCGUCGAAUCACUACCCAAUUGAGAUGCCUUUUUGUUCUGGACGACGUCUGGAGUGUGGAUCGAAAUGAAUGGUUGCACCUAAAGAGAUUGUUCAGUCACUGUGCCAAAGGAAGUAGAAUAUUGAUAACCACACGGUCGAAGAAAGUGGCAGAAGCAGCAGAAUCCGCACCAACCAACAUCGUGUCUUUGAAUCCUCUCUCAGAUGAAGAUUCUUUGUCACUUUUCAAACAUUUUGUACAAGGUGGCCAAGACAUUGGAAACGAGAAUGAGGAGAUGGAACUUAUUGGGAAUUCUGUUGGUGCCUAUACAGUGGAAUGGAUGCCGAUCUAUUCUGUAAUGCCUCCUGCUCUGAGACAAUGCUUGUUGUAUUGUUCCAUCAUCCCUAAGAAUCACUCCAUAGAUGUGGACAAACUUAUCAAACUCUGGAUGGCGCAGGGUUAUAUUUCAUCUGAUGAAGACGACAAAAUGGAAAAAGAAGGCAGGGAAUAUGUUCAACAAUUGCGACAUCAUUCUGUAUUCAGUGAGUUUAAACAGGAUGACGAUGGCAGCUUCAAGUGCAAAUUGGACGGUGGAGUCAGUGACUUUGUCCAAACUCUUGCAGAGAGUGAAUGCCACAUAAUGUUUCUUGAGGGUGGAGUAGAGAUGGAAGUUCCCAAAGAAAAACGUGUUGAAACAGAUCCCCGUCUUCGACGUCAUUGUACCCUGAGUCUUGUAGAUCAAACUUUACCGGAGUCAAUUGCCAAUGCAGAGAAACUACGUACUCUUAUCAUUUUGUCUGAUUCUUCCUACAUAGAUCCAUCCAAUCUUUCCAGCCUACUUUUCCGUAUGAAGAGGCUCAGAGCGUUAGAUAUGAGAUCUUGUUCAAUAAAAGAACUUCCACUGAAGGCAGCUGCAUUGCUUCAUCUAAGGUACCUUAAUUUAUCUUUCAAUCAUGAGUUGAAGAAGCUGCCUCAAUCAAUAUGUAAUUUGCUUAAUUUGCAAACUUUGAAUCUCAAUGGAUGUGAUAGUCUUCGAAAACUACCAAAAAGUAUAGGAAAAUUAAUCAAGUUGAGACAUCUUGAGAUUCUCUGGACAACAAGCCUUAGCUACCUACCAAAAGGGAUUGCAAGCUUAACCUUGCUGAGAACCUUAAAUCGAUUCUUCGGGACCAGUGGCAGUGCUAGCAGCAAAGAAUGCAGCCUUGGAGAUUUGGAAAAUCUAAACAAUAUCCAAGGGUGUAUUACCAUAGAUGGAUUGAGUGGUGAAAGUGAAAUUUCUGAAGCUACAAGAGCAGGUCUAAAGAACAAGAAAGAUUUGCUUGGCUUGGAAUUGUGGUUUUCUAACGCAGGAUCCAAGGACAAGGAUCAAAUCCUAUUGGAUAAUUUAGAAGCACCUCCUCAACUGCAAUUCCUUGGAGUAUUUUACUACGGAGGAAGAUCAUUCCCCAACUGGAUGAUUGAAUUGAAUGAACUAAAACAUCUAGUGCUUAUUAACUGUAGUGAAUGCAAUGUUUUGCCCCCUCUUGGGAAACUGCCAUGCCUUGAAUCACUCGAGAUCAAGAAUAUGCCCAAUGUGAAGAUGGUAGGUUUUGAAUUUCUGGGAAUAGGACUAAAUCAUGAGGAUGCUGGCAAUGAAGGUUCCUCGUCUAUGAUUGCAUUUCCCAGAUUGCAAAAGCUUCACUUCGUAAAGUUGGGUUACUGGGAAGAGUGGAAUGGAAUCAAUGGUAAUGGUGGAGAUGAUGAGAAGGUUAUGCCUCUAUUGUCUUCUUUGUCAGUUCUAAACUGUAAAGAGUUAAGAGCACUUCCUGACUACAUAAAGAAGAAGGAAAAUCUGAAACCUGUUAUUAGAGGAUGUCCUUUGUUACCAGGAAACACAGAGAAGCAAGAAUAGAUGAAGAAUAUGGAUCUCAAGAAACAAAGCAGAUUAAUAUGAAGGUCCAUUUUAAUGUUCCACUGGGCAGUCUCUGCCAAAUAUUGCUGAGCUGUGUGUGUUAAAUAUUUCUGCUCUAUAUCCAAAGGGUACUUAAGAAGUUGAAGAUUGCAUGUCUCUGGCAAACAUUUGAGUUUAGAUUUUAUGGUGUAAUAAUAAGUUAUGGCUCCUCAGAACGGCUAAUUUUUUUUAGUUAUGAAAGUUUAAAAUGUGUUAUGCUC
Messenger RNA from Arachis duranensis, 3031 nucleotides. Its product is annotated as putative disease resistance RPP13-like protein 1. Gene Ontology annotation, biological process: defense response to other organism. The record is from RefSeq and is a predicted model, not a curated record. Lineage: Eukaryota; Viridiplantae; Streptophyta; Magnoliopsida; Fabales; Fabaceae. The coding region runs from base 243 to 2771 and encodes 842 amino acids. The transcript is spliced from 2 exons. Gene Ontology annotation, molecular function: ADP binding; protein binding.